CAAGCAAGCAGCUUUAUGAAUCUGGAUCUGGGUAGUAGACUAGACUCUAGAGACACUCGUUCACUUCGUUAUCCAAAAUCCCUCAAUUGUUCUUUCUCUCUCAUGCAAGCCGCAAUUGUAGCCAUGGCAGCACAGGCGAUUCUCGCAUCAUCAGUUUCAGCAUCCAACGUCCUCCUUCACCCUACUGCCCUACAUUCAAGUCCUAUUGUCAGUUCUUCCUUCCACGGUCUUUCCCUUAAGUUCACUCCUCACUCCUUUUUCCUCUCCACUGCCGCCCGUGCUGCCCCCAAGCCACUCACUGUCGUUUCCGCCGCUAAGAAGGCCGUCGCCGUCCUCAAGGGAACUUCCGCCGUCGAGGGUGUUGUCACCCUCACUCAGGACGAUGAUGGUCCAACGACUGUUAGUGUUCGUAUCACUGGAUUGACUCCUGGACUUCACGGAUUCCAUUUGCAUGAGUUUGGGGACACAACCAAUGGCUGCAUUUCUACAGGACCUCAUUUCAACCCCGAUAAGUUAACUCAUGGUGCUCCUGAAGAUGAAGUCCGACAUGCGGGCGACCUGGGAAACAUAGUUGCCAAUGCCGAUGGUGUGGCUGAAGCAACAUUAGUAGAUAAUCAGAUACCGCUUAGUGGACCUAACUCGGUUGUUGGAAGAGCAUUGGUUGUCCAUGAACUUCAAGAUGAUCUUGGAAAGGGUGGUCAUGAACUCAGUCUUACCACUGGCAAUGCUGGAGGAAGACUGGCAUGUGGAGUGGUGGGUCUAACUCCCAUAUGAAGAUGAGCCAUGAUCGUUUUCAAACGAGAGAGUAUGUUUGGUAAAUUGUUGUUGAUGAAUGUAAUAAAAUAAAUAAACACUCAUCAGUUUGUUGUAAAACUUGUUGUUUGAGAUUGACUUUUGUUUUAAGGACAUGAAAUUCUUCUCA
Molecule: messenger RNA, 922 nt
Organism: Impatiens glandulifera
Lineage: Eukaryota; Viridiplantae; Streptophyta; Magnoliopsida; Ericales; Balsaminaceae
Product: superoxide dismutase [Cu-Zn], chloroplastic
Exons: 8
Coding region: 16-774 (252 amino acids)
Biological process (GO): removal of superoxide radicals
Molecular function (GO): copper ion binding; superoxide dismutase activity
Source: RefSeq, a predicted model, not a curated record